Rhinocladiella mackenziei CBS 650.93 is the source of this 1830-nucleotide messenger RNA. RefSeq lists its product as uncharacterized. The transcript is spliced from 2 exons. NCBI's taxonomy places the organism in Eukaryota, Fungi, Ascomycota, Eurotiomycetes, Chaetothyriales, Herpotrichiellaceae. The record is from RefSeq and is a predicted model, not a curated record. Bases 1 to 1830 code for a protein of 609 amino acids.
AUGAAUCUUCGAACUCCCAAUAGAAGCUAUGUGCAAGGCAUGAUAAGAUCUCGAAAGUUACUGGUCCUUGUUUGCCUGCUUGUCACAGCUACAUUCACGACGUAUCUCCUCCGGCGCCCAGAGACACUCGAGGAAUCCACCUCCCUUCUUCACGGUCAUCAUGCUCACGAGGAGAACGAACCCCUCCUCCCCGCGAGUUCACUCCUGCAUCCUAUCCAUCAGCUAGUCGCCCAAGCAGAAGGUGAUUUUCAAACCGUUCUCGCGCGUCAGUCUCGAUCUCUAAGCGAUGCGGUAGCCGAGUACCGCAGGCGGUACAAGCUACCACCUCCGCCGCAUUUCGACAAGUGGUACAACUUUGCAAAAAAGCGAGGAGUUGAGCUCAUUGACGAAUAUGACACGAUAUACCAUCAACUGCUGCCGUUCUGGGCACUGGAGCCGGCUGUGAUUAGAGAGAGAACAAGAGAGGCCAUUGGAUUUGACAAUGCGUUGAUCGCGGUGAUGAUUCGGGAUGGCAAAGUCACCAAGAUUGAAGGGGGUGGUGAUAUGUAUGAAUGGCAUCGUGAGGCGACACCCAUCAUGUUGAAGGAGUUUAUUAUGUAUCUGCCGGACAUGGACUUGGCCUUCAAUAUUCACGACGAGCCCCGAGUGGUGUUGCAGCAUGAUGACCUGCUGCAUCACGUUCAGGUGGCGAAGGACGAGAACAUCCCCAAGGCGUAUGCCAAUCAAGGAUUAAGCAAUGGAUGGUCGCCGAGGGCAGAAGACUUGGGAGAAGGGAUACGGAUCAAAGAGUACAAGACGACACGCUUCAACCGUUUCGCCCAUCAACCGACUUGGAGUGACUCAAGACUAUCCUGCUCUCCAGACAGUCCAGCUCGCAUCUGCCUGAACGACUCCUGUCCCGACAACAUUACAGCGUACACUGACCUGCCUCUUGGGUUCAUCCGCAACACUACAGCCUUUUCCGAUAUCUGUAAUUCACCAAGCAUGGAGAAAUCCUUUGGAUUCUUCGACCGUCCCAACGCUUUCGACGUAACCCACGAUCUUUUCCCGAUAUUCUCACAGUCCAAGAUCUCCAGUUUUCAGGAUAUUCUUUAUCCCUCGCCAUGGUACUAUAUGGGCCGAGUGAAGUAUGAGAAGGAGCGGGAUAUGCCAUGGGAAGAGAAGGCUCCGACGAUGUAUUGGCGAGGUAGCACGACAGGGGGAUUCUCUCGUGAUGGCGGUUGGAGACGACAACACCGUCAGCGAUUCCUCGCCAAGAUCCAACCACUCAACACGGCCAAGAUACUCGAGCUCGACAAUUCCACCUUCACAGAGGAUGUCUGGCGCGAGAAAGAGAUUUCACUGCAACAGAUGUCGCAUUAUUUCGACGUCAAGUUUACCUACAUCGGGCAAUGCGAUCCGGGCGACUGCGAUGCACAGCGUGAGUACUUCGGCACCGUGGAGCCGGUGAAUAUGUUCGAUGCUCUUGCAUCGCGAUAUCUACUGGACAUCGACGGCAAUGCGUUUUCGGGACGCUACUAUGCGUGGCUGCUGAGCAAUAGUCUGGUCUACAAGCUCGCUGUAUUCCGUGAAUGGCACGACGAAUGGCUCCGUCCGUGGGUGCAUUACGUCCCAUUUGGCUUACAAGGGGAUGAAUAUGUAGAGUCGGUGCGAUAUUUUGACCAAGAACAGAGCGGCAAGGUCGAAGGGAAGAAGAUCGCCGGUCAGGGACGCCAAUGGGCACAGAAGGUGCUGAGGAAUGAAGACUUGGAAGUUUGGUAUUUUAGAUUGUUGCUGGAAUAUGGCCGCUUGAUCGACGACAAUAGGUACAACAUUGGAUUCAGCUUGUGA